Lasiodiplodia theobromae is the source of this 756-nucleotide messenger RNA. RefSeq names its product Aflatoxin biosynthesis ketoreductase nor-1 protein. The record is from RefSeq and is a predicted model, not a curated record. NCBI's taxonomy places the organism in Eukaryota, Fungi, Ascomycota, Dothideomycetes, Botryosphaeriales, Botryosphaeriaceae. The transcript has 3 exons. The coding region runs from base 1 to 756 and encodes 251 amino acids.
AUGGCCUCUCACACAGUUGUCUUGAUCACAGGCGUAAACCGCGGCAUCGGCCACGGGCUCUUCGCCACAUACCUAUCUCGGCCCAACCACACCGUCAUCGGCGCCGUCCGCGACCCCGCCAGCCCAGUUUCUCAAGCCCUGUACUCCCUCCCCACCGGCGCCAACAGCAAAGCCAUCAUCGUCAAAAUCGACUCCGCCUCCGACACCGACGCCCUCGCCGCCGUCCACUCCCUACAAGCCGACCACGCCAUCACCGCCCUCGACCUCGUCAUCGCCAACGCCGGCAUCCUCAACGCCGGCUUCCCCCGCGUCGAGCACGUGCGGCCCGCCGACAUGAAAGCCCACUUCGCCGUCAACACCGUCGGGCCCGUCGUCCUGUUCCAGGCCGUCCUCCCGCUACUCAAAGCGGCCGUGACGGCGCCGAAAUUCGUCACCGUCGGCUCGUCGGCCGGCAGCAUCGGCGGCAUGGAGCAGCGGCCCUUUCCGAACGCGGCGUACGCGCCGAGCAAGGCGGCCGUGCACUACCUCACUAAGAAGAUCCACGUCGAGCAUCCGGAGCUGAUCGCGCUGCCGGUCGAUCCGGGGUGGCCGCGGACGGAGAUGGGGGAGAUGGCGGCCAGCCACUUUGGGUUCGAGGAGGCGGAGUUGUCGGUUGAGGAGAGUGUGGGUGGGAUUGUGAGAGUUCUCGAUGAGGCUACGAGGGAGAAGAGUUCUGGGAAGCUGUUGAGGUGGGACGGAGUGGAGUUGCCGUGGUGA